Molecule: messenger RNA, 918 nt
Organism: Suricata suricatta (meerkat)
Lineage: Eukaryota; Metazoa; Chordata; Mammalia; Carnivora; Herpestidae
Product: pregnancy zone protein-like
Exons: 8
Coding region: 1-918 (305 amino acids)
Molecular function (GO): endopeptidase inhibitor activity
Source: RefSeq, a predicted model, not a curated record
AUGGAGAAAGACAGACCUCCUCAAUCAUGUUUCGUGCUACUUCUUCUUGUCCUGCUUUCUACCAAUGCUUCAGACUCUACAGAACCGCAGUACAUGGCACUGGUCCCCUCCCUGCUCCACACGGAGACCCCUGAGAAGGGCUGCUUCCUUCUGAGCUACCUGAAUGAGACAGUGACUCUAAGUGCUUCCUUGGAGUCCCUCAGGGGAAACCAGAACCUCUUCACUGAUCUGGUGGUGGAGAAGGACUUAUUCCACUGUGUCUCCUUCACACUCCCAAAGAUCUCAUCCUUUUCAGAGAUGGCAUUUCUCAGUGUCCAGAUAAAGGGACCAACACAGGACUUCAAGAAGAAGAACACAGUGCUGGUAAAGAAUGCUCCAAGUUUGGUCUUUGUCCAGACAGACAAACCCAUCUAUAAACCAGGACAGACAGUAAAAUUCCGUAUUGUCUCUGUGGAUGAAAACUUUCACCCCGUAAGUGAACUGAUUCCACUGGUAUACCUUGAGGAACCAAAAGGAAAUCGUGUUGGACAAUGGCAGAGUCUCAAGUUGGAGAGUGGCCUCCAACAGCUGGCCUUUCCCCUCUCAUCCGAGCCCAUUCAGGGCUCUUACAAGAUGGUGGUACAGAAGGAAUCAGGCGAAAAGAUAGAGCACUCCUUCACUGUAGAGGAAGUUGUGCUUCCCAAGUUUGAGGUCAAAGUUCAUGUACCAAAGAUAAUCAGUAUCCUGGAUGAAAAAGUGAACAUAACACCCCGGAACGCUCAUUCGCUCGUCAUAGUUGUUUCCCGAGGGAGUCUUAACCCGCGGGACCCGGAAUGCAAGUCCGUUUGUCCAUCGGCUUCCACUCUGGGCUGUGGCGGCACUCGCGGGCCGGAGCCCAGCGUAGAGUGGGACCUGGCGUCCGCCUCUACCUCAGGUUAG